Trichomycterus rosablanca is the source of this 2222-nucleotide messenger RNA. RefSeq lists its product as uncharacterized. The record is from RefSeq and is a predicted model, not a curated record. Gene Ontology annotation, biological process: homologous chromosome pairing at meiosis; meiotic DNA double-strand break formation; DNA recombination. Lineage: Eukaryota; Metazoa; Chordata; Actinopteri; Siluriformes; Trichomycteridae. The transcript is spliced from 8 exons. Gene Ontology annotation, cellular component: condensed nuclear chromosome. The coding region runs from base 115 to 1755 and encodes 546 amino acids.
UAAAUGCGCUCAUUAAAAUUCAUAUACAGGUUAUUUUGAAGUAAACUUUUAGAACAUAUAUUCAUCUUAUAAGGAGAAAUAUUGAAGCAGCAAACACUGAAGAGAUACAAGACCAUGAAGCCUAACGUUUGGAACAUUAAGGACAUUUUGAACGUCCCAGUGGCCUCUGUAGGGCCAAAAUCAGUUAAGAAUUGUACCACCAGUGACUAUUCAAGCCUGACAGAUUCACAGUACCUGUCUGGAUCUCAGUUCUGGCUGGAGAAUUCUCAGAGUUUUUCCCAGGAGAUAAGUGGACAGUCCAAAGCUUCACAGGAAAUAAAUGAACUGAAGGUGUCAAACAACUAUCACGCCAAGCCUUUCCUGUUUGGAGACAGCAAAGCAACAAACAUCCCUGCUGGCAAACACAAUGGUAUAUUAGAUAGAUUUGAAGAGGAAAAGAGAAAAGCCAAAGAGAAUGAAAUGCUCAACGGAAUCCGACAGCUGCAUGAAAGUCUGGAACAUAUCAAGAGAACUUUUUUAAGCUGCAUUGAUGGAAGUUGUGAUGUAACCAGAAAUGCUAUAGCUGAAGAAAUGACAGGCUUUAGAAAAACAAUUCAGGAGAGUUUUGCUACCAUCAAGGAGAGCAUAGCAGGUCUAACUGAACUUCUGAUGAGUCUGCAAAGCCAGACUCAUUUAAAGAUGAAGGACACCGAGGCUAAGACCACAUUGGUUUUGAAGGACUUGAGCUCUCUCAUGCUUAGUCUUCAGAAAGAUAUGGAAUCACUGAAAGUAGACCAGAGCAAGGACCAGAGUACACUUGGAGAGAUAUUGUCUUUACUCAGCACACUUAUGGCCUCUUACUCCACUGUCACGCAUCUCAACCCUGUUAAAAUGACUGACAGCACUGUCCAGACAUCCCCCAGUCUGGUGGCACAGGUCUGUGUGGCUUCAGAGGAAAGGUAUUAUGAGGGCAUGAGGCUUUCCAAUCAGGCUGUUACUCAUUCCAAAGACAAAAUGGACCAGAGUAUGUGCUCUGUUAAAACAAGAUCUCCAGAGAAACAUGGAACAGCUGCAUCUAUCCAGGGCAUAGGCACUCUCGCUGUUGAGAAGCAACAACAGGCAUUUGGCCAUACAGGAACUGGGAGGUCUGAGUUCAGUGCUUGGCAGAAAUCCUAUAGCACACGCUCAGUUCCAAGCAGCGCUGCAAGCCCAGUGGCUACUACCACUGCUGCUACACUUAAACAGGAUCCUAAAAGGUAUUAUGUAGUUGGAGCCCCUGUGCAAAUAGAACCAUUGAAUGAUACAAAUGAGAACGAUUCAACAACCUGGACUGAGAUACCCAGACAAAAAAAGGUGUCCAAGAGAGGACAAAAAUGUCAGACCUUCAGAAGAAAAAAGAGAGCUCUGAUUUUACCUCUGAGACGCUCUAAUCCCAGAAUGGCUUUAGAUAAUGUAUUUGAGAAGGGUCAGUAUGAUGGGGACCAAGAAAACAGAGUGCCUCUAUCAGCCAUCAAUGCCUACUGUAAAACACAAAAAUCUCUCUCAAGUCACCAGCCACUGCUGCAGCAGCAAAACACAACUGGUCACACAAAUAAGGGGGAACAUGGACCACCCCUGAAUCCUUGGUCAUGGUCCCAGAGCAGCAACAGCUCUCAGAUGAUUAUGGAAUACCAGCAAGCUGAAUGGGAGACUGGAAGGCCUGAGCAUAAAGAGAACACCAUAAAGAAACAAAGAGGUGGUUGGCAGCUUUUUGACUUCAUCAGUGACUCUGAUUGAUGCUUUCUGAACUAAUUGUUAUUACAAGGACCACUUGUUGUUAAAAUACAUGUUAAAAAUACUGUUUGCUUUGUUGUUUUGCAAGCCUGUUUCAGGUACAAUGGACAAUUGUCUUUUCCUCACAAUGUUGCAGCAAUUUUAGUCUUGUUAAGUGGGUUUAGUAAAUUCUGUUGGUAUAUUAAUUCAUUGAACUUUUUUUAGAUGUUUUGUGGAUUGCUGAAGACCUUAAUAUCACAUUAAGGGGAAGAAAUUUUUUUCUUUGUGUAUUGCAGUACAAACUUUACCACUAUCAGUCUCGUGUAUUUAAAGGUGCAUGAACAGUGCAUUUGUAAUGCAAUAACAGAAUACGCAUUUUCUGGUAGUUUAAAUAGUACACUUUUUUUAUUCUCAUCUAGAAUGAGUAUAUGCUUUGGUAUUCUCUGUAAUCUAUUACAAUUCCAUGCCAUUAAACAGCUGUUCUGUUUGAA